AUGCCCUCAAACAUGGCGUGGCGUGUAGGCUAUGCUGGAUUACGUCCUAUUUUAAGUACAAGCAUGCUUAUCGUGCCCAAUAAUUUUAUCAUAAAUUUUUUCAGAAACGAGGAAUGGCUUGGGGGUGAAUCAAAAAAUGGACCAAGUGAACAGGAUCCAUCUGGAGAGGCAACACCUAGCACUGACAAUGAUGAAGGUUUCGCAAAUUACUAUGAUGAAGUUGUUGACAACUUCGAUGAUAUGGGGCUUAAAGAAGAACUUCUUAGAGGAAUUUAUGCUUAUGGUUUUGAGAAACCAUCAGCAAUUCAACAAAGGGCCAUUAUGCCUUGUAUCAAAGGUCAUGAUGUAACUGCACAGGCCCAAUCUGGUACUGGCAAAACGGCUACUUUUUCAAUUUCAAUUUUGCAGCAGAUAGAUACUAGUAUUAAUGAGUGUCAAGCCCUCAUUCUUGCACCAACUCGAGAAUUGGCUCAACAGAUCCAAAAAGUUGUAAUUGCUUUGGGAGAUUUUAUGAAUGCUAUGUGUCAUGCUUGCAUUGGUGGUACUAAUGUACGUGAAGAUAUGAGAAAACUAGAACAUGGUGUACAUGUUGUAGUUGGAACUCCAGGUCGUGUUUAUGAUAUGAUUAAUAGAAGAUGUUUACGUACUGAUAGGAUCAAAAUAUUUGUUCUGGAUGAAGCUGAUGAAAUGUUGUCUCGAGGAUUUAAGGAUCAAAUUCAUGAUGUGUUCCAAACACUGGAUGUUGAUGUGCAGGUUAUAUUAUUAUCAGCUACAAUGCCCCAUGAUGUUUUAGAAGUCAGCAAAAAAUUUAUGAGAAACCCCAUUAAUAUUUUGGUUCAAAAAGAUGAACUUACGUUGGAGGGUAUAAAGCAGUUUUACAUUUCUGUCGAACGUGAAGAAUGGAAAUUUGAAACUUUAUGCGAUCUCUAUGAGACACUAACUAUCACUCAAGCUGUAAUAUUUUGCAAUACAAGGCGUAAGGUAGACAUGUUAACGGAUUUCAUGCAUAAGAAAGAUUUCACUGUUUCUGCAAUGCAUGGAGAUAUGGAGCAACGUGAAAGAGAAUUUAUUAUGCGUCAGUUCCGAUCGGGAUCUAGCCGUGUCCUCAUCACAACUGAUCUUUUAGCUCGUGGCAUUGAUGUUCAACAGGUUUCUUUAGUUAUCAACUACGACCUGCCUUCUAAUCGUGAAAACUAUAUUCAUAGAAUUGGUAGAAGUGGACGAUUUGGAAGAAAAGGUGUCGCUAUAAAUUUUGUUACCGAGCAAGACAAGAGAACCCUGAACGAUAUAGAACAAUUCUUCAAUACGCAUAUCAUUGAAAUGCCAAUGAACGUAGCUGAUUUGAUUUAG
Molecule: messenger RNA, 1350 nt
Organism: Pediculus humanus corporis (human body louse)
Lineage: Eukaryota; Metazoa; Arthropoda; Insecta; Psocodea; Pediculidae
Product: eukaryotic initiation factor 4A-II, putative
Exons: 6
Coding region: 1-1350 (449 amino acids)
Molecular function (GO): RNA helicase activity; ATP binding; RNA binding
Source: RefSeq, a predicted model, not a curated record